AUGCCCGGUUGCGCCCUUGUAACCGGCUGUAGCGCCGGCGGAAUCGGCUCGGCUCUGGUGGAAGAACUGCACGCCCAAGGGCUGAGAGUCUAUGCUACUGCUCGCUCCCCAGCCAAGAUGGAGCAUCUUGCUAAACUUCCAAAUGUUACCCUCGUGGCUCUCGACGUUGUCGAUCCGAUCAGCCUUGCCGCUGCUGUCAACACCGUUCGACAGGAUUUGUCUUCCCAUGGUGAUACCCUUGACAUCCUCGUCAAUAACGCCGGCCAAUCCCUUGUUUACCCCGCGCUAGACACCUCUAUUGACAAGGCCAAGUGUCUGUUCGAUGUGAAUUUCUGGGGCGUCCUCGCCGUCACCCAGGCUUUCAUGCCCCUGCUGCUGGUCCCCGACAAGAGCAGCACUCUUGUGAACGUCUGCUCUAUUUCAGGCUUCUUGUACGCCCCUUGGAUGAGUGUUUACAACGCCUCAAAGGCUGCUCUAAUGUCUUGGAGCGAGACCCUUCGGUUGGAGCUACAGCCCUACAACGUUCGAGUUAUCUCUCUUGUCACCGGCACCGUCGCCACAAAUGUUAUGUCACACACCACCCUGACCCUGCCCAAGAGCUCACUCUACCACAAGGCGCUUCCGGAGAUUCAAAUACGCGGUGCCGGGAAGGAUGUCUUAAGCAAGAGCGCACCCGACGAUUUUGCUCGCCAGGUUGUGCAGGAUAUCCUGGCCGGAGCCUCAGGUCCCGUAUGGCGCGGAGCUAUGGCUUCCAUGGUGAAGGUCGUUUCCAAAUACAUACCGACGGGUAUUUUGGACCGAGCAAUGAAGCGAGGAACUGGCCUGGACAAGCUACCUUGA
Aspergillus aculeatus ATCC 16872 is the source of this 840-nucleotide messenger RNA. RefSeq lists its product as uncharacterized. The coding region runs from base 1 to 840 and encodes 279 amino acids. The transcript has 3 exons. Gene Ontology annotation, molecular function: acylglycerone-phosphate reductase (NADP+) activity; triacylglycerol lipase activity. The record is from RefSeq and is a predicted model, not a curated record. NCBI's taxonomy places the organism in Eukaryota, Fungi, Ascomycota, Eurotiomycetes, Eurotiales, Aspergillaceae. Gene Ontology annotation, biological process: triglyceride catabolic process; phosphatidic acid biosynthetic process. Gene Ontology annotation, cellular component: lipid droplet; endoplasmic reticulum.